Messenger RNA from Penicillium maclennaniae, 2733 nucleotides. RefSeq names its product putative C6 transcription factor (gene xlnR). Gene Ontology annotation, biological process: DNA-templated transcription; regulation of DNA-templated transcription. The record is from RefSeq and is a predicted model, not a curated record. The transcript is spliced from 4 exons. Lineage: Eukaryota; Fungi; Ascomycota; Eurotiomycetes; Eurotiales; Aspergillaceae. Gene Ontology annotation, molecular function: DNA binding; zinc ion binding; DNA-binding transcription factor activity, RNA polymerase II-specific. The coding region runs from base 1 to 2733 and encodes 910 amino acids.
AUGUCCCAGUCUCAGACGCCCGGACUGGACACGCUCGCAGAGGGCUCCCAGUAUGCGCUCGAGCAGCUGCAGCUGGCUCGUCAAGCUGGCGCGACGUCCAAUCCUUCGACCGAUCCCGACAUCAAGCCUCUCACCGAUCCCGAGUCCUUACAAUCACAAGCUCACCACCUUUAUCCCAAACAAACCCGCCCAGCGGAUGGCUCAAAGGGCGCUAAACAGCAACGCGAACCCCAAGCUGAAGCGCGCUCGGCCAUUCGGAAGGACUCGUCAUCCAAUCCAGUUCGCAGGAGAAUUAGCCGAGCUUGCGAUCAGUGCAACCAGUUGCGCACGAAAUGCGACGGGCAACAACCAUGUGCGCAUUGCGUUGAAUUUGGACUCGGCUGUGAAUAUGCCCGGCAGCGCAAGAAACGCGGGAAGGCCUCCAAAAAGGACCUUGUAGCGGUAACCGCUACCAGCUCUGGCAGCGACAGGGGUCUCAAUGACAGUGCAUCUGGCCAAAUCGAAUCACCAAAUGGGCAAACCGUGCAUGAAGUAAAUGGUUCUUACGAUCCGAGUUUCGACGCUGCCAGGACACUGACCGAUUCGGCGCAAGCACAUUUACGCAAUGCAGGAGUCGGCAAAAUGCAAAAUCAGCAUCCAGCGCCUGUCCAUGCGCAGGCCGUUGGCUCCAGCAUUGAUGGAAUGACUAUGGACUAUGGAAGCGUUCCUGACACUAAUCGGCCCCCAAUGUCUGUUCCCGAUCUUCGCUCCAUGAAUAUGAUGCACCAUUCGAACGGCCAUCCUCGAUCUCCCUCUGCAAUGCUACAAUCUCAAGGAUUUGGGUCCGGAUAUAAUGAUAAUGCAUACCCCUUGAUGAACUCGCAAGAGGCGAACACGGCCUCGAUGAACCAAUUUCGCUUGGGCGGCUCUGGGGAAAACCCAUCGACAUCAUUUCUCGGAUUCUCUCCUCCAGCCCAGUCACCCAGCUGGCUCCCUCUUCCGUCUCCAUCGCCAGCGAAUUUCCCCUCUUUCAGCAUGGCUCCAUUUUCCAGUUCUUUACGAUAUCCUGUCUUGCAACCAGUUCUUCCUCACAUCGCGUCUAUAAUUCCUCAAUCGCUUGCUUGCGAUCUCCUGGAUGUAUACUUCACCAGCUCCUCAUCCUCACACAUAUCCCCCUUGUCACCAUAUGUUGUUGGAUUUGUCUUUCGCAAACAAUCGUUCCUUCACCCAACGAAACCGAGACAAUGCAGUGCAGGUCUUUUAGCUAGCAUGCUGUGGGUGGCGGCACAGACGAGCGAAGCUGCAUUCUUAACGUCGCCUCCGUCAGCACGAGGACGGGUAUGCCAAAAGCUACUUGAGCUCACGAUUGGGUUGCUGCGACCUCUCAUACACGGCCCUGCCACUGGAGAAGCCUCGCCAAAUUACCCGGCAAACAUGGUCAUCAACGGUGUGGCCCUUGGAGGCUUUGGUGUGUCGAUGGAUCAGCUAGGCGCACAGUGUAGCGCAACUGGGGCCGUCGAUGACGUCGCGACUUAUGUUCAUUUGGCAACUGUGGUCUCGGCAAGUGAGUACAAGGGAGCUAGUAUGCGCUGGUGGACUGCAGCGUGGUCACUCGCGCGAGAGCUCAAACUUGGUCGCGAAUUGCCAUCGAACACGAACCGCGCCGAUGGCGAAUUGGAAGGUGAAGCGGAGAUGGGCUUGAAUGGAAGCAAGAGACAAGCACCAUCACUUUUGAAUUCCAUGGGCCCUGGCCCUGGAAACUCCGCGGUAAAUUUGACCGAAGAGGAGCGAGAGGAGCGUCGACGUAUUUGGUGGUUACUAUACGCGAUGGAUCGCCACUUGGCGCUCUGUUACAACCGCCCAUUGACUCUCUUGGACAAGGAGUGCGAAAGCCUUUUGCAGCCGAUGAAUGACGAUCUCUGGCAGACGGGCGAUUUCUCAGCUGCUGGCUACCGACGUGCUGGCGCAGCAUUCGAAUGCACCAGCCAUAGCAUGUUCGGCUACUUCUUGCCACUUAUGGCUAUCCUCGGAGAAAUACGGGGAUGGGAGAUUCAAGCUAUGGAAAUCACCCGUCAGCUCGAUGUGUACGCGCAAAGUCUGAAAGAGUUUGAAGCUCGCUACACUGCCAUGGCACUAGGACCCGGUGACAAUGAUACCGCAAUGGAUGGAAGUCACGUCAACCAUGUCAGUCCCUCUGGUCGCUCAAGCAGUACGGUGGGAUCUCACGCGACCGGAAAUAUCGUACAUACAAAGAUGGUUGUUGCCUAUGGCACCCAUAUCAUGCAUGUUCUCCACAUCCUGCUUGCUGGUAAAUGGGACCCGAUUAACCUCCUCGAUGAUAACGACCUCUGGAUUUCCUCAGAGUCCUUCAUUUCAGCAAUGGGUCAUGCUGUCAGCGCUGCCGAGGCAGCUGCUGAUAUCCUUGAUUUUGACCCAGACCUGAGUUUCAUGCCCUUCUUCUUUGGAAUCUACCUUUUGCAGGGAAGUUUCUUAUUGCUCUUGACGGCGGACAAGUUGCAAGGUGACGCUAGUCCAAGUGUUGUCAGGGCUUGUGAGACGAUCGUGCGAGCGCACGAAGUGUGCGUGGUGACUCUUAAUACGGAAUACCAGAGAACAUUCCGAAAGGUGAUGCGGUCGGCUCUUGCUCAAGUUCGUGGCCGCGUGCCUGAAGACUUCGGUGAACAACAGCAACGUAGACGCGAGGUACUCGCUCUCUAUCGUUGGAGUGGUGAUGGCAGUGGCUUAGCUCUUUAA